This is a messenger RNA of Capra hircus (goat), 2225 nucleotides long. RefSeq names its product chromosome alignment-maintaining phosphoprotein 1-like. The transcript is spliced from 2 exons. The record is from RefSeq and is a predicted model, not a curated record. The coding region runs from base 858 to 1538 and encodes 226 amino acids. NCBI's taxonomy places the organism in Eukaryota, Metazoa, Chordata, Mammalia, Artiodactyla, Bovidae.
GGUAGGCUACAGUCCAUGGGGUCGCAAAGAGUCGGACUCGACUGAGCUACUUCACUUUCACUUUAUGAAAGAACACGUUUCAGUGCAGUUAGGAGACAGAAUGGUCUAGGGAAAUUCAACGACAAAAUGGUUAAUGAAAAAUGACUCAGGCCUACCCCCACCCCCCCACAACAUCUCUGACAAACAAGUGAAUGUCCUUAAUUCAUCACUGAAACACUUUGAGCAUCCCAGAAACUUCUGUGUUAAGAAACCAAAACUGGUGGCUCACCAGGAUCCAAACCUGCUUCAGGGAGAUGGUGAGAUUUCCCCAGGUGGAAAGGAUGAGAAGAGAAAAUUCUAAGUUUCUGAAAUGUAGGCAACGGUAACCCACUCCAGUAUUUAUGCCUGGAAAGUUCCAGGGACAGAAGGUGUUGAGCCUGGCGGGUUACAUCCAUGGAGUCUCACAGAGUCGACGCGACUGCGCACGCUGCACACCGUACGCAGGCACGCCAGGGUGUGUUUAGGACCUAAAGAGGAAACUGUCUGUCUCUCCAUCCCAACUUCCCCUCUAGGUAGGAAAACGUUCUAAAUCCUGGGUGUGGUUCCCCAUCAGAGGGUGAAGCUUCUCUUGAGGCUGUUUCCCAGUCUCUUGGGAGGGGAUCCAGGUUAAGUCUGGGAACCCUGCCACAGCCACUGGAACAAGAGCGAGGAGCCUGGGUUUCUCUGAGGACCUCUCGUCUUCAAGAUUUCUAGAAGCCAAAACGUCAGUCCUUUCUCGGGUUUAGGCAAAAAAACGAGGCUGCGGGUCCCACAGCUUAGCAUCUGGCGGCAUCUGGGAGCGGGCGCAGCGCGCCUAGGACCACCUGAGCCUCACUAGCAUGGUCCCUUCGAGGAUGGCUCCCAAGCCGGCCGCAGAGGAGCAAGAACAGCGGGGUGUGUGUUGGGGGGGCGGUGCUCGACGGCCGCGUCCCAGCAAACCUUUCCCCCUCCUCGAGGGCCUGGGGCCGCCUUGCGCAGCCAGCCCGCACCUGCCGCACUCCGCGCGCAGGCCCCCCAGGUCCUUGCCGGGCCGCGCCCCUUCUCAGGCCCGCCCUCCGCGCAGGCCUGGUCCCGGCCGCCGCGGACCUCGCCCAGUCUUCGGCUCCGACUCCUGGUCCAAGGCCGGGAAGGCCGAGCAGCACAGUUUUCCUCUCCUUCCACCGCAAGCAGUUACUGGCGGCGCGACUACACUCUCCGAAGCUUCCUCGUCCGCAGGUGCGCGCGCUAACCCGCAGUCCGACCCUCUCUCGUGGGCCAGCAGGAGGCGCGCUGUUCGCUGUCUCUGGCCACUGGAUGGGGAACUGAUGGGAGAGGAGACCAAGAAGACAGCUGCAGAGUGUGAUGCAACCUGGACUAGGAAAGGGGCAGUAAGGAGGGAGAAGUGGAGACGAGGUCAGACCUUCAGGAUGCAGAGCCUACAGGACUUCACGUGGGUUCCGGCCGAACUCUUAAACUCUUCGGAUGACCUCCAGGGCAUUGAAAAUCUGUCCCUGGUUUGUCUUUGCUCCUGUCUCCACUAGUCGCCCCUACCGCAACCAUCCAGGGACCUCGAUGCUUCCCAGGGACAUACAUUCUGACACCACAGAGCCUGUGCUCACUUCCCCUUUGCCUAGACUGCCUUUUCCCCUGCUUCCCCCACACUUUAAAGGCCAGCUCAGAAGUCACACUUGCCCGUUCCCUAUUGUCCAAGCACUCAUAAAGCCCUCUGUGAACUCAUUUGGGCUCUCACAUACCCAACUGUGGCUUGUUCCUAUUCCUAAAUACCCAGCACAACAACGUGAAAUUUGCACAAUCAAUGAAUAUUGUUUUUUCGCGGGGGGAGUGGGGGUUGCUAUUCGCAGGAUUUGUGGGGUCUCAAAUGCCGACCAGGGAUUGAACCUGGGUUGUAGCAGUGAAAGUCUGGAAUGCUAACCACUAGGCCACCACGGAACUCCCUCAAUGAAUACUUUUGAAAAGGGUAUGACUGCAGGUCAUAUAUUCUGAGACUUUAUGAACACUGCGGUAAAAAUGGAUGUUAAUGCAAUGAACUUGAGAGCUAUCCAGUAUGCUCAUCUGACAUUCCCCCUCAACUUCUUCCACCAUCCAUUCUACCCUAGGGAUUGAAAGAUAUCUCAACAAAUGCUAAUUUGUAAAUAACAAAAAUGUUAAUAAAAUAUAAAACUGUAUUUACAAUGUAACUUACCUAUUUUAAAGAUACAUGUAAUAUA